AUGAUUCUGCCUAAGAAAUGUGGGGGAGUGGGCAUGCGCGAUGCGUCUUAUGCGAAUACAGCCUUGCUGGGAAAUUUGAUUUGGGACUUGGUCCAGGGUUCCAGGAAGCUGUGGGUACAAGUGUUGUCUAGUCGCUAUCUAUGUGAUACCUCAGUUUUUGAGGAGGUGGCUAAGCCUAAUUCCUUUUCCUUGUGGCGAAGGAUUCUCAACCCAAGGUAUGAGUUACAGGGUGGUUUUUCGUUUAACGUGGGCAAUAGUAGCACUUUAGUUUGGUUUGAGGACUGGAGUGGACAUGGUAUGUUGGGAAAGCACCUCCCUUUUGUGCACAUCUCAGACUCACCUCUCACGCUCAAGGAUUUGAUCAAGGAGGGCCAGUGGAAUAUUGCAGGUUUAUCUACUCCCUUGCCUGAACCUGUGCGACAGCGCCUCUUAGAUAUUGUUCCUGUCACCAAUGUAAACUUGCAGGACCAUUGGAUAUGGAAACCUAGUAGUAUUGGAGUUUACUAUGCUUUUGAUGCGUAUGCGUGGCUUUGUAGGUCACAGACGCAAAUUCUUCCCUCAGAUAGUUGGCAGUGGAUUUGGAAAUUGGAGGCCCCUAAGAAGGUUUGGUCUCGGUUGGAUGCUCUGGCUUUGCUCGGUUUUACUGCUGCCACCGUGAAAGAUUGGGUUCAUACUCAGGUUCAAGGCCAGCACUCCCUUCUGUUUGUCGCUGCUAUUUGGGGCUUGUGGCGCUGGAAUGUCAUGGUUAUUGGAGACAAAGAUUGGUCUGUUGACUAUGUUGUGCGCUGGAUACAUCGAGAGCAUAAGGAUUACGAGGCUUGGCUCACCAAACAGGGUAGUGAUGAUGACUCCUCUCGGGUUCGUUGGACGCUCCCUUCUCCUGGUUUGGUUAAAUUAUAUACAAAUGGAGCUUUUAGUGAUAUUCAUGGCUGCAUGAGCAUGGGAGGGCUGGUGCGAGAUGAUAGUGGGAAUUGGGUGGCUGGUUUCAUCGCUGGUUCGAGUGGUGGCAACACACUCAUGGCUGAGAUUUUGGCGAUUAAGCUUGAACUUCAGCUUCUUUUGGAGUUAAAUAUUCAAAGUGAUAUAUGUGAUCAAGGUUGA
This is a messenger RNA of Lotus japonicus, 1101 nucleotides long. RefSeq lists its product as uncharacterized. The coding region runs from base 1 to 1101 and encodes 366 amino acids. The record is from RefSeq and is a predicted model, not a curated record. The transcript is spliced from 2 exons. NCBI's taxonomy places the organism in Eukaryota, Viridiplantae, Streptophyta, Magnoliopsida, Fabales, Fabaceae.